ACAUGAUCUUCGAUAGGGCUUUAAUCCUAUCCUUGCUUUCACAAUGUCAAAGGUAGAAGAAGAAAGAGGGUCAGCAGAAGAGUAUACUGAAGAUGGAAGUGUGGAUCUCAAGGGCAGGCCCGUGUUGAGAUCAAACACUGGUAGAUGGAAAGCUUGUUCUUUCAUUGUUGGAUAUGAAGUGUUUGAGAGGAUGGCAUAUUACGGUAUAGCAUCGAACCUGGUGCUGUAUUUGACGAAUAAGCUCCACGAAGGAACUGUAACAUCGGCAAACAACGUCAACAACUGGGUCGGAACAGUGUGGAUGACCCCGAUUUUAGGCGCUUACAUUGCGGAUGCUCAUCUGGGUCGCUACUGGACUUUUGUUAUUGCAUCAGCCAUUUAUCUCACAGGAAUGUCGCUGCUAACCUUGGCAGUUUCCGUGCCUGCCUUGAGGCCUCCAUCAUGUGGUAAUGGGAUCAAAGAAGAAGACUGCAACGUAAGAGCCUCACUUUUGCAGAAAGGCUUAUUCUAUUGUGCACUGUACAUAAUUGCAAUAGGAACCGGCGGAACCAAGCCCAACAUUUCCACCAUGGGUGCAGACCAGUUCGAUGACUUCGAGCCCAAGGAAAGGGUUCAAAAGCUAUCCUUUUUCAACUGGUGGAUGUUCAGCAUUUUCUUCGGCACCCUCUUCUCCAACACUUUCUUGAUCUACAUACAAGACAAUGUGGGGUGGAACAUUGGUUAUGGCCUACCAACAGUUGGUCUAAUGGUCUCUAUCUUGGUGUUCUUAGUGGGAACUCCAUAUUACAGACACAAAUUGCCUUUGGGUUCUUUUACCAGGAUUUUCCAAGUGCUUGUGGCUGCAGUCAGCAAGUGGAAUGUGCCUGUUCCAAGUGACCCUAAAGAGCUUCAUGAGCUUAGCUUGGAAAAUUACUCAAAAUCUAUGAAAUUCAGAAUUGAUCACACCCCCUCAUUAAGAUUCCUUGACAAAGCUGCGGUAAAGAGAGGGCCAAACUCACCAUGGAUGCUGUGUCCAGUGACCCAAGUUGAAGAAACCAAGCGGAUGGCGAAAAUGAUCCCAAUUUUGACAGCAACAUUCAUUCCAAGCACCAUGUUAGCUCAGGUGGCAACAUUGUUUGUCAAACAAGGAACCACUCUUGACCUUACAAUGGGACCCCAUUUCAAAAUCCCUCCGGCUUGUCUCACUGCAUUCGUUACCAUCUUCAUGUUGAUCAGCAUUGCCAUAUACGACCGCUUGUUCGUCCCAACAGUGAGGCGUUACACCAAGAACCCCAGAGGGAUCACAUUACUUCAAAGAAUGGGAAUUGGCCUUGUUCUGCAGAUCACCGUUAUGAUAACUGCUUGCUUCGUUGAAAGGAAGAGGAUCAGUGUCGCGCGAGAGAAUCAUAAACUCAAUAAAGACGACAUAGUUCCUCUCAGUAUUUUCAUACUCCUACCACAGUUCGCUUUGAUGGGGGUUGCCGAUUCAUUCGCCGAAGUUGCGAAGAUUGAGUUUUUCUAUGACCAAGCACCAGAUGGGAUGAAAAGCCUUGGGACCUCCUAUUUCACUACCAGCUUAGGAGUUGGACAUUUCCUUGGCAGUUUCAUUUUGACCACGGUUUCUGAUCUGACAAAGAGAUACGGCCAUAGAGGAUGGAUCUUGAACAACCUCAACAUUUCUCGCAUAGACUAUUAUUAUGCCUUGUUGGCUUCCCUGGGUAUCCUCAACUUCAUCUUCUUCCUGUUUGUGGCCAAUUCUUUUGUUUAUAAUACAGACGAGACUCAAAAGGAUUUGCAGGAAGCCAUUGAAGUUUCACCCGACAAAGCUUCACCUAAAGAUCCAGCCUUGGAAGCCGGUCCAAUCUGAUGAAAUCCCUUGUAAUUUUCUCUCA
Molecule: messenger RNA, 1871 nt
Organism: Hibiscus syriacus
Lineage: Eukaryota; Viridiplantae; Streptophyta; Magnoliopsida; Malvales; Malvaceae
Product: protein NRT1/ PTR FAMILY 5.2-like
Exons: 4
Coding region: 44-1846 (600 amino acids)
Biological process (GO): dipeptide transport; transmembrane transport
Cellular component (GO): membrane
Molecular function (GO): dipeptide transmembrane transporter activity; tripeptide transmembrane transporter activity
Source: RefSeq, a predicted model, not a curated record